Molecule: messenger RNA, 1323 nt
Organism: Beta vulgaris subsp. vulgaris (sugar beet)
Lineage: Eukaryota; Viridiplantae; Streptophyta; Magnoliopsida; Caryophyllales; Amaranthaceae
Product: probable 2-oxoglutarate-dependent dioxygenase AOP1
Exons: 3
Coding region: 96-1055 (319 amino acids)
Molecular function (GO): dioxygenase activity
Source: RefSeq, a predicted model, not a curated record
GUGGUUUAUUUUUGUUAAUAACAUAAUUUCAGCGCGCAGCUAGUUUUAUCAAUUAUCUGACUUCUCCCUUUGAUCGCAGAAACUCAGCAACAGCCAUGGUUUCCAAAACUCUUGCAAAGCUUCAGCUUCCUACCAUCAACCUCGGCGGCGAAAACACGAACCCUGGAACAAGUUCAUGGACAUCAACAUGCAACAACAUCAAGCAAGCACUCGAGGAAUACGGUUGUUUCAUAGCAGUGUAUGAUAAGUUUUCUCUAGACCUCCAUAACAAGGCAAUCGAUGUUAUACAACCCAUGUUUGAACUCCCUACUGAAGUCAAAGCUAGAAACUCUUCAAAUCUUCCUUACCAUGGCUACUAUAAGCCCGGAAACCCCAUGCCUCUACUUGAAAGUCUAGGCAUAGAGGAUGCGCUCAUGCGUAACGCCGUUCGGAGUUUUACUAAUCUUUUGUGGCCUAGUGGCAACCAUCAAUUUUGUGAAACUAUCGAUCAAUAUGCAAAGAAAGUAGCAGAACUAGAGCAAUUGGUACUAAGGAUGGUGUUUGAGAGUUAUGGUGUAGAGAAGUACCACAACUCGCAUCUCAACUCUACUUCUUACCUUCUUCGGAUAGCCAAAUACAGGGUACCCCAAAAGAAUGAACACAAUCUUGGGGCUGUUGGUCACACUGACAAGAACUUUAUUACUAUACUUCAUGAGAAUGAUGUCAAUGGCUUGGAAGUUCAAACUAAGGAUGGUGAAUGGCUUAGUAUUGACUCUUCACCACAGUCUUUCAUCGUUAUGGCAGGCGAACCAUUCUUGGCAUGGAGCAAUAACAGAAUACAUGCACCUCUACAUCGCGUGAUAAUGAAGGGAGACAAGCCAAGAUAUUCAUUUGCGUUGUUUUCCACUACGAAAGACACUAUUGAAACACCAAAGGAGUUGGUGGAUGAUGAACAUCCUUUACAAUUCAAGCCUUUCGAUUAUAUGGGAUUGCUUCAAUUUUAUACCGAAGAUGUUAGUCGAAUGGCUGUGUGUACCAUCAAAGACUAUUGUGGUAUUUCCGUAUGUAACAAUUAGUCAACUACUUCCGUUUAAAAUAUGAUAAUAAAUAAAGAAAUCAUUUUCUUAGUCAAUUAUAUUCCUUGUCCCUACUUGCAUUACUAUGUGCUUAAUUUGUCAUUAAUCAGCUAAUCAUGUAAGCGGUUUGUGACAAAGAGUAUAGUCAUAGGUCUAAGUAUGAUAUAACUACCACAAUGAAAAACUUUUGAGAAAUCAUCCUUUCUUUCUCAAGUUUGAUUCAUAGGGACAUAUAUAAGAUAAUACAAGGGUAGCUAAUUUGGAGAGU